Messenger RNA from Calliphora vicina (urban bluebottle blowfly), 1458 nucleotides. Its product is annotated as angiopoietin-related protein 1-like. The record is from RefSeq and is a predicted model, not a curated record. The transcript is spliced from 8 exons. Bases 26 to 1348 code for a protein of 440 amino acids. NCBI's taxonomy places the organism in Eukaryota, Metazoa, Arthropoda, Insecta, Diptera, Calliphoridae.
CCUUCACUUCAACAACAUUACUACGAUGUAUUUAAAUUACUUAAUUAUUAUUGUGUCCAUAAUAAUGUGUGGUGGGGUGAGCUCUGAGAUGAACACUGUCGAAGAAAUGUAUUUGAAUUUUUUUGUUCAGAUAGAAAGUGUUAAAAAAUCUAUUGAUAUAUUGAAGGUACGACUGGAUGCUGUAAGUGAAAAAAAUCCCAGUGAUGGUGGCUCGUUUAUAGAUAACAAAUUUCAAGCUCAGGUUAUUGAAAACUUAGGUGCUGUUAAACAAUAUCUUGAUGUUUUAAAUACUCGUUUGGAUCCAUUGACAGAUAAUUCUAAAAACAAACAGCAAUAUGUGGAUAAACAAUCGUUUGAUGAUUUAAAAACUCAAUUGAACAGUAAAAUUGAAAAAUUAGAAUCCCAGCAGAAAAUUUUAGUACAGGAAAUAUCAGAAAUGAAAGGAAAUUAUUCAAAUUUAUUGGAUGAAUUAAAUACUGUAACGUUAUCGGAGAAAAGAUUCAAGGAAAAGUACAUCGAUUUGGAAGAAAAGUAUUUAGAAUUAGUAAAAAAUAAGGAAACCGAAAGUAAAUCAAAUAAUGAUUUAAAUUUACGCAUUGAUCACAUCACAACACAAUUAUCUAAAUUUAUAGCUUCCGAAGCCUACGAUAAGAAACCAUUAUUUGAUGUACGUAUUGAUCAGUUACCAGAAUUUAAAAAAGAGCACUGCCAACCGGACUCUGAACCAACAGAUUGCAAAGCAGCUACCAAGUGCACUCAUAAGAGCGGUUAUUACAAAAUAUAUUUACCCGGAAAUAAAGCAAAACAAAUUAUGGUAUUUUGUGACAUGGAAAUUGCUGGUGGUAAUUGGAUGCAUAUUUUAAGACGCUUUGAUGGUUCGGAAAAUUUUACACGACCUUGGUCUGACUACGUAAAUGGAUUUGGUAAUGUGGAGGGCGAAUACUGGAUAGGGUUGCAGAAUUUAAAUGCUCUCAUCAAAAAUAAUGGUCGGCAGCUAUUAUAUGUUCAUUUAGAGAGUGCUUCUGGGGUGUCUAGUUAUGCCUUGUAUGAUAACUUUUUAGUAGGAGAUGCCACGGAAAUAUAUAAAUUAAAAUCUUUAGGCACAUAUGAUGGCUCGGCUGUAGAUGGUAUGUCAUAUUAUACGGGUGAAAAAUUUAGCACCAUCGAUUAUGAUAAUGAUUCGACUGAAUCAAAUUGUGCCAAGAUUUUAAAAGGCGGAUGGUGGUAUGAUAAUUGUGGAUAUGCACAACCUACUGGUCUAUAUGGAUCAGCCGGUGUAAGGUGGGACAGUAAGGAGUCAAGAGUAUAUAAUUGUAAAAUCAUGUAUUUUAUGAUACGAAGUUUUUAAAAAUUUUAUAUACAUACAUAUGUAAUACAUAUGUAUGUAUGUUUAAACAAAAUUUGUCAAUAUCAUUUAGGUAAAAAAUAAAAAUUCAAUGUGAAUGUUCAGCAUUAAAA